GUAAAUCUUUGUUGUGAAUGAAGGCUUGUUGAUACCAGUAAUUAGUUGGAUGUUUUUUAGAUCCGAAAUUAACUCCCAAAGCAGAUACCCCUUCCAGUGACCAAGUUUAUUACAGACUCGUGCUUAAGGCGUAUAGAGUUUUCGACAGUUCAUGUUAUAAUAUAAACAACGUCCUCGUUUUCAAAGACUUUGAACUUUGCAUGGAUACCGAAUUACACCAACCCAUGAGAGCAGUUUUAUGAAAGUCGAUUGGAUUGCUGUAUGCAGAUACCAACGCUCGAGCAGCGCCUAUCAAAGUAUCUAGUACAAAAUGGCACGUCCGCUUGUUGAAGAACUAGCACGGAUAUCCGAAACUGAAUUACAUGAAGUACCGAAGAGAGUUCCGGAUGACAUGAUAUACAUUCGGAACUGGAUGAGGGAACAACCCCAUCUUCCGGUAAACAUUGACGAUAAUUUAUUGCUAUCACUUCUUCGUCUGAGCAAAUUCAGUAUGGAACUGACAAAAAGACGUGUCGAUGAGUAUUUUACAAUUAAGACACUUGCACGAGAAAUGUUUACCAACAGAGAUCCCUUUUUACCAGAAAUACAAGCAGUGCUAAAAGCUGGCGCUAUACUUCCUUUACCAAAACCUACCGAUCGAAGCUCCCGGAUUAUAUUGUACAAUUACAGUAAUAAUCUAAAUCCCGAUAUAAUGUCCUUAAAAAAUAUAUUGAAAGUGGGAGGAAUGCUUUCAGAUAUUCUGUUGCGUGAGGAUGACUACGCGGUUGUCGCCGGUAUUACAAACUGGACAAAUUGUAAAGAUUUUCCUGUUAAAUAUAUAGGAGAAUUAACACCGGCCUUCUUCGGCAAAUAUGCGCGCGUCAUAGACGAAGCAUUUCCGCUGCGUGUCACUGGGAUAUACAUUACGAGUUGUCCGAAGAUACUGGAAUCUGCAUUUAAUCUUGGAAGAGGCUUCUUGUCCAAAAAGAUAAACGAAAGGGUGUCUCUCUUCAGCGAGGCAAAUUUUCAAGAACUGCACAAGAAAAUACCACUACAUCUUUUGCCGGAAGAGUACGGUGGAACAAAUGGGUCGGUGAAGAAACUAACAGAGAUAUGGAAAGACAAAAUCGAAAGUCACAGAGAUUUUUUUCUUGAGGAUGAAGAAUUUAGGACCGAUGAAAGUUUAAGGAUAGGGUUGCCAAAGACAAACUCGGAUUUGUAUGGUUUAGAAGGAUCGUUUAGGCAGUUGUUAAUCGAUUAGCAAAAUACACAUUUCAUGUCUUUAUAUAAUAUAAAAUGGUUCUGUA
Photinus pyralis (common eastern firefly) is the source of this 1286-nucleotide messenger RNA. RefSeq names its product retinol-binding protein pinta-like. NCBI's taxonomy places the organism in Eukaryota, Metazoa, Arthropoda, Insecta, Coleoptera, Lampyridae. The coding region runs from base 311 to 1240 and encodes 309 amino acids. Gene Ontology annotation, cellular component: membrane. The transcript is spliced from 7 exons. Gene Ontology annotation, molecular function: phosphatidylinositol bisphosphate binding. The record is from RefSeq and is a predicted model, not a curated record.